Messenger RNA from Anthostomella pinea, 789 nucleotides. The record is from the annotation of a GenBank genome assembly. Lineage: Eukaryota; Fungi; Ascomycota; Sordariomycetes; Xylariales; Xylariaceae.
AUGGCGCUGUUCAACCCACUGCAGUUCCUCGUCUUCCCCUUCGUCUUCCUCAUUGCCCUCCCGCUGGCCCUCUGCGCCGGCUUCACCACCAUCCUCGCCUUCCUCGUUUUGUUCCUACGCCUGUUUGCCGUGUACUUCGACAUCGGACUGGAAACGUUACACCUCAUGAUCGUGGGACAUUCCGCCCAGCACCGCUACAUCGCAUCCCGGCGCAACUCUCCGAGCCACCCAGUAGCCGGGCCCUACAGUGGAGACACGCUACCUCCUUCAUCCUCCGCCGGGUCUUCACCAGCGUCCUCAUCAGGGGGUUCCUCCUCCAGAUACCGGCAGCAUCGCCGCAACAACAAGCGGCAAGGCAGCGCCAGCGUCCCCAUCACACCGGGCGUGGGGGCUCCUGGUGUGUAUGCCCGGCCGUCCAGCGCCGGCCUGGACAGGGAUUUUGAAGGGUUAGGCGGGUGGAGGCUCGACAGCGUAGACGUCGACGCGGAUGCUGCGGAGUACAAUCUCAACUCGCGGCUGGAGAUACCCGACCGACGGCACCACUUUAGGACCCAGAGCGGACCUGGUGCCGUGCUGGCUGGCGGAACCACCGGCGUGGGAUUAUAUGCGAAAGCUGGGACCAGGAGCAACGCCCACAGCCCCGUGGGACUGAGGAUGACUACGUCGCCGAAUAGCGCGAGGUCGAGGACACCGACGACCACUAAACCACCCACGUUCACGCGAGUCGACCAUGAUGGCUACUUUCCCCCGUACGAGGGGAAGACUUUGAAGAAGAAAGUCAGUGGCUAG